AUGCGAUCACCUCCCUCACCUCUAUUGGCAAAUGUACAUGUAGACAAAUUAGAAGAUAAUUUUAAGGUAUCGCCGCUUCAACCAAGAGUUCUUAUGCGCUACCUGGAUGACUACAUUCCAAUAUGGUUGUAUGAAAGAGAAAAGUUGGAGGAUUACCUGAAGUUUAGGAGGGGGGUUGAUGGAAAUAUCAAAUUCACGAUGGAUGUAGGGGAAGAGAGGCGUUUGGUCUUGCUAGAUGUGGAGGUCAUUCGCUCUUAUGGGACACUCAAGAGGAACUUGUUUCGAAAGAAGUCCUAUGCUGGAAUAAUGUUCAAUUUCGAAUCUCAUUACAACUACAGAAUGGAGAUAAGCAUACUAAGGAGCAUGAUCAUCAGGAGCCUACGAUUAAUGGACGUGGAAUUCUGGAAUGAAGAAUUGGAAAAAUUGACUCGGAUAUUUAUCGGUUAUGGAUAUGCGAGAGAAGUACUUCAAAGAAACAUACUGGCCGUAAAGAGCCAAUGGCACGACGGUGAUCAUGAUAGAAAGAUAAAGAUAGAGAAAGAAUCAGAAAUGUGGAUAUGCCUCCCUUCCUGUGAAAUAGCUCAAAACUACGGCUAA
Protopolystoma xenopodis is the source of this 597-nucleotide messenger RNA. The record is from the annotation of a GenBank genome assembly. Lineage: Eukaryota; Metazoa; Platyhelminthes; Monogenea; Polystomatidea; Polystomatidae.